This is a messenger RNA of Symbiodinium sp. CCMP2592, 2727 nucleotides long. Lineage: Eukaryota; Dinophyceae; Suessiales; Symbiodiniaceae. The record is from the annotation of a GenBank genome assembly.
AUGCCGCGUUCUGGUAAUCCAAGAUGCGCCGACUUCUGCAAGAAGUUCCUUUCUUCUGCUGGCGUAACUGCAUGUGCCUUCAUGGUCCUGAAAAAUUUCAGGAUGACCACAGGCGGUAUCUCAUUGCACGCAGGCGAGCCUCUCGGAAAUCCCCAGAGCGUCGUGGCCAGCGCUCCCGGGCCUGUUGAGGGUUCUCCACAGGAGAUGCUGGCAGCGACCACGCUCUUUCCGCAAAAAGAGGUCAGCUCCAUCGUAGUACCGCCCUCGGCGGGUACGCAUACCACGGGAGCUGCAGAGUUCUCCACGACACGCGACUUGGCAACUGCAGCUACGGCAACUACUACUAGGGGCCUUGCUUACGACGGCCACUUCCUUCACAACCUCAGUGCAACACGGCCCGGGUGCCGCGGUUGCUGCAACUCCGGUGCUCAAAUCGUGGAUUGCUUGAAUGUGGAGAAAUGUGCAGAAUCCUGGCACCCAGAGAAGGGCAAGUUUGCACUGGUUUUGAGUCACUGGGGGAUGCCCAGUGAAGGCAUGCUUCAGUCCAUCAAAAGCAUGAAAGCUGCAGCUGCCGCGGCCAACCGGGCAGACAUCUUACUUGUCAUGCUGCAGAAGGACGUCGAUCGCAUCUCGCCCAAAAUUCAAAAGCUACUUGACAGAUGGGAGAUAAAGCUGCAUGUCGUCGACUGGGACGUACCCCCUGACUCGAUGUUCUAUCCGAAGCAUGAUUGGUGCGGCCAUCAGGAUCUGAUUCGUUUGCAUGUAUUGGCACUAGACGCAUAUGAUGCUGUCGCCUACUACGAUGCAGACUGUGAGUUUCAGGGGGACAUCACGCCGGUGCUGCGCUGCGCGGCCACGGGCAAGCUGCUGACCACCAACGGCGGCGUGGGCGAGUCCUUGAACGUGGGCUUCAUCGCUGUGAGGCCCGACCGUCGUCUGUUGGAGGCUGCCCGACUCUUUGCGCGGAAGAACAACUUCUCCGUGCAGCAUGGCUGGGGAAAUUCGGGUUGGAAGCCAUGUGGUGGCUACUUCGUCGGAGGUGAGUGUGGCCAAGGCUUCAUGUACAGCCUCUUCUACUCCAGGAGCUCAUCUGCCCAACGAGCUUUGGAGGGCGCCGGGGUCUGGGAGAACGGCGUUUUCCAAGCAGCCCAGAUUGACCGGUGCAUCUGGAAUUACCAGACCAGCUACCAGUGCCGGCCAGAUUUCAACUGCGAGCGCGUGCGUGUCCAUCACAAGCCAACGAGGGAGCGCGGUACGGACAGGAACGAGUGCGAGAAGCUCCGAUUCAAGGAAAAGCGCAAGGAGUUGGCACGCCGCAGGCGUUCAGAGCGCAAAAUCCAGGGCUUCUCCGAGGGCACUUUGCUCCUGCACUCGGGUGGUUUCUGUGUUCGUCCUUCAGACGAAGCCUUCGGGCAAGGUGCCAUGCUUCUACUCAGAAGCUGCACCACUCCACCCACGGAGCAGAACCUUCGCAUGGUACCCGUGGAUGCAGACGACGACGAUGAGGAGUCCUUGGGGAUCGUGCAGCUUCGCAUCGGCCAGCACUGUGCAUACCCGCAGGGCGACGACAUGGACACAGCGCCGGAGGAACCGCGCCUGUCCAUCACAGCUGAUUGUUCUGCACCGCACAGCUUCCUAUUCAAGCGACUCAGGGCCCAAGCGGAGGGCUUCCUACUUCAACAUACCUCUUCCAGGAGCUGCAUCCACCCCUUCGAGGGGCAGGAGCAGCCCAAGGAGGGGACCGAGCUUUUGCUGCAUUCCGACUGCUCCCAGACCAGGCGUGCGCUGACCUUUCAGGAGGGCACCAGCCAGGGCCUCAAGGUGCGGUCUCAGGGUCAGAGAGAGGAGCCGUGCGACUACAUGAAGGGCAGCCCCCAAAGCUCGCGCCCAGGAAAGCCGUGCAUUCCGCCCGCAAAGUUUUGGCCCUAUCGAGGAAAAACGAUUUGGAGGAUGGAGCUCGGUCAGCGGAUCCUGGAUGCAGUCACGCCUGUCAUCAAAGAGGAGCAGUGCGGAGGCUUCUUCUUGUAUGGCGAUGUCACCUGGUGCAAUGCGGCUUUUUCAAGAAAGCCCCGGGCAGCAGUAGGUUUGUCGUAUGGAAUCGAGGAACGAGACAUCUGGAGCGAACUGAUCAGCCAGAAACAUUUGCCUACGAAGCUUUACGACUGCUUUAUCCCCCCAGCAAGAUCGAUGCCGAUGGCUGGCAAGUCGCCGAACGGGACGCGGCGAUGCGAAGGAGUGGAGAAGGAAGCCUGCUACACAACGAAAUACGAGUCCUACAGGAUUUGCUUGGGAGCCGAGGCGACCGUCCAAGACGGCCGCACCUUUGAGACUCUUCACUCCCACCUUCGUGGCAUGCCGCCGCUCUCGGUGCACCUCAAGAUCGACACGGAGGGCUCCGAAUGGCCGGUUCUGAACGCUCUCCUUGCCAGUGAUGAUGACAUCCACAAGCUCCGCACACUGGACAUGGAGGUGCAUUUCGGCUGGGCUGGGAGCUUUCCAGGUCAGCUGUCUGCCAAGGAACAGUUGGCGCUGCAGGUCGCAACGAUGGAGAAGCUCCGGGAGAGCUUUUUCUGCACAGGCUCGACGCUCGAGGUGUACCGGCAAGGAUGGCGGCCCAAGGACAACUGUGAUGGCGGCACCUGCAACGAGCCACCCGUGUAUUUGCCAGGAGGCUUCUCGAUGGAGAUGUUUGCAGUGAGCUUUGUCAAUAAAGCCAUGGUCAAGUGA